Paramacrobiotus metropolitanus is the source of this 2712-nucleotide messenger RNA. Its product is annotated as insulin receptor substrate 1-like. Gene Ontology annotation, biological process: insulin receptor signaling pathway. Gene Ontology annotation, molecular function: phosphatidylinositol 3-kinase binding; insulin receptor binding. The transcript is spliced from 9 exons. Gene Ontology annotation, cellular component: cytosol; plasma membrane. Lineage: Eukaryota; Metazoa; Tardigrada; Eutardigrada; Parachela; Macrobiotidae. The coding region runs from base 318 to 2423 and encodes 701 amino acids. The record is from RefSeq and is a predicted model, not a curated record.
CGUUGUUUACAAGAUGUUUUCACAAAAUUGUGGGUACAGACGCACACACGGCUCAAAUGUUUUCAGGUCUACAGUUGUCAGCUAUCGUUCAUGGAGUUAGCAAGAAACUGCGUACCUGCUUGUGAAACCUUUUCGAAACCUUGAAACCUCAAAUGUUAUUCUGGUGAAAAACAUCUCACAAGGAUGGCUCAGUUCAAAAAGAAUUCUUUGAGGCAACUUCUUCCGUCGGUGUUGCGGACUACGUUUCAACAGAAGGAGCGCACAGUAAUUUCGAUAGUUCGGCCAUUCAACGUCUUUCCAAUGGAGGUAUCCGAAGAAUGGGUUACUUGAAAAAAUUCAAGAUGACAAAAAAACGGCCAUUAUUUGUGUUGCUGGAUUCAUCUGGCAAACGGACUGAAAAGAAGUUUUUCGUUCUGCGGGAAUCAUCCUCUGAUAAACCGGCGAUAUUGGAAUAUCACGAAAGCGAAACAAAAUUUCGUAAUAAUUGUCCUCCCAAGAGAAGUUUUGCCAUAACGGCUUGUUUUGCCGUCAAUUCAAAAGAGGAUUGCAAAGAGAAACACGCCAUAUCCGUAUUCACUCUCGGUGAAACAUUAUCUGUAGUGUGCAAUUCCGAACGUGAGCAAUCGGAAUGGCUGCAGGAUUUAUUAGAACUGCAGAAAAGUGGCUUGGGGGAAGAACCGCUUCCGGAAAAUUCACCUCCACUGACACCGCUUUACGAUUACGUAUGGAAUGUCGAUAUCCAACGGCAAGGGCUGGGCCAGACGAAGAAUAUCCUGGGACCGUAUCGCCUGUGCUUAGUUGAUCGGACACUGAAACUCGUUCCCUUGAAUCAUGCAAUGGGAGAAAAUACCUUAGUAUUUCCGUUGGUGAAAUUACGGAAGGUUGGGCAUGUUUCCGAUAAAUCCUUUUUCUACAUUGAACUCGGCCGGCAAGCAUGCACGGGGCCCGGUGACUUCUGUAUGGCAGCCGAGGAUAAGGUGUCUGCGCAACACAUCCAUGAAAUUAUCUCAGAAGCCAUGCGUAAAGGUGGACCACCGGAAGAAAAUGCGCACGUGUCAACUUCUGGACAUCGUCCACGCAGUAAUACGCAAGACUCCAGUCGACCCAAACUUACGCCGGAUAAUCGACGUAAUACAUAUGAGAUAGCGAAAGACAAGGGGCAACUUGGUGGUUUUUCAGAAAGUUUUCGGUCAUCUGGGCAAAACUUAUCCGGAAGUCGGGAGAAAACGGGCUCAGCGGAGCAAAAGCUGCCAGAGUACUUUGUGCCGGAUUUUGCGAGGAGCACCUCCACUAAUGAAGAAAAUUACUUAGCGAUCGAUCGGGAUGCGUCUUACUUACCUUGUGAUUUCCCGCCAAAAAUACCAUCAUCGCCGGAGGUUCCGAUGUUGAAUUAUAGUUCAAUUUCUCGACCCAGGGAGAAUUUUUCGUAUCCACAAGGAUUGUCGCCAACCGGUGAGCAGCGUCCUCCUCUUAGUCUUUCCAUACCCGAGGAACCGGGAGAUUACAUGACAAUUACCAUGCCAAAUGCGUCUUCUCAAGUUGUUCCUGUUUCUGGGGCAGCGGAACAACCUGGUAGUGCAGCUUCUUCCGGUGAAUCUGGAUAUUUCGAGAUGAAUUUACCUCCCAAAUUCCCUGAUGUUCCCCACAAAACUCCUCCCACUGUGGUAUCUCCGCCACCUCCAGAAAAGACCGACGAAGCCGGUGGAUACAUGAUAAUGGCACCCGGCUCGGCGACCUCCUCCGGUAUUUGUGAUUCCCGUCGCAGCACCAUGUCAAAUGCGUCGUACCAGUCGCAUCCCUCCGAUCGAGAAGAAAAUAUUGACCGACUAGGCGAGGUGACCUACGCAGUUAUGGAGGGUCCCAGGAGUCGCAAUCGUGAUUCAGGGUGGGAUAAUUCCAGUUCGUCCUUGUCGUCGUCAUUCGGCUGGGAGCGGAUAAACUCGUUAAGUUCUCGAGCUGAUUUCAAACUGGAAAAGGUUAAAGCUUUUAUUAAUGAGGAUGGAGAAGAUGCACAGUUACGAGAAGCACGGGCGUAUUCUACCGGCUGCCAGUUGCCGAAGGCGUCGAUUACGUCUUUCAAACCGGAGUCUCCGUCGGGUAUGAAUCCUGAAGCGUUUCGUAUUCGAGCAUUUUCACUCGGCAACCAUUCGUCACCAUCCUCCGCUCGCUCUGGACGGAAGGGCGUUGUGCAUUCACCGAGCGCUGUUACGGUGAUGAACAGUGGUUCGAUUACAGCAUCUCCACCGAUGUCGUUGAAUAUCCGAACAGAAGCGCCUAGUACCAGUAAGGCUCUUCAAAUUUCGCCAGAAUCGGAGAGUAGUACGCAUUCUGGAAAGCCUGUAGAUGGUAAGAAAAGCAACGAGUCCCAUGACAGAGAUGAUGAUUUGAUGGAGUUGACAUUCCGUCAGCGAUCUGGAACUUGAAAUCAGGAAAUCCGGUGGAUUGUUUCAGUGGAGUAUCAAGCACGUUAGAUAUUGCGUACAAUGGUUUGAACGUUUUACUUCUGAUUGGAUGUUGAACAAAUUGGCGUAACGGGCUUCUUCUGAUGUCAUUACGGCAACAAAGGCCAGAGUUGUGGCUCAUUUUCUAUUUUAAGUUGGAAUCCAUAGUUUGGGUAAAGUUUCCUGUCCAAGUGUUAUGAUACGGGUGGUUUUUCAGAAUGUGUACGUUUUGAAGGUUUACAUGUCCAGAAUAAAUUUACCAGAAUCUGUA